This is a messenger RNA of Brugia pahangi, 2427 nucleotides long. Lineage: Eukaryota; Metazoa; Nematoda; Chromadorea; Rhabditida; Onchocercidae. The record is from the annotation of a GenBank genome assembly.
AUGUUGCAUAUGUCUGGUAGUGGUACACCUCUGGAAAUUUUAAUGCCCGGUGAAUUCUGCAGUAUGUAUGUUGGAAGAGAUGAUAUUAACUGGGCAGUUGAUGUUGCGUAUCGAACGAAAGUGGAAGAAUAUUUCAGCAAGUUUGGAAAAAUCACAGAAUUCGUGACUUUUUAUAAAACAAGUCAAAAGAAAACUGGACAUUCAUGCUUAAUAAGAAUGGAAAAUAAGGAAGUUGCAAAACGUGCUUUUGUUUAUAACAGAGAAAACCAUUGCGAUUUCAAUAUUGAACCUUAUUUUGGACGAAAUUAUCUGAACAAAGAAGGCACCUACCAUCCAUCUGCUUACCGAUUACUGAUUAAGUGGUGGCGUAGACCCAGUAAUGGUUAUGGUGAAGUAAAGUUAAAAUCUCAUGAUUUCCAACUAAGGACCUACGCUUUCAACGUGCUUUCAAAACAUUUGGGUCGUUUUCAGCCUUCAUUGCUAUCAGAAAAUGUGGUGAUACAGCUGCGCUCUCUUCCACUAGAUAUUGACGAUAAAAGAUUGCUUCAUAUUUUGAGACCAAUACUGAAUGAGUAUGAUAUAGAGUUCGAUGAAAUAUAUGUGGUACGAAAGAAGAAAUAUCCUGUUGAAAGCGAGAAAGAUUUAGAGGAGCUUUCUCAACGAAUCUCUAAUCAUAUUAUAAGAGUUGCAAAGAAUGCAGUAGGUAGUAAUGGUCAUCCAUUCGAAGUUAAGAUACGCACACCAAAACAUAGUGGUGAAAUUGAAUUUAUGGCAUUUGUUCUCUUCAAUGAUAUGAAUAUUGGGAUACAUGUGGGUAAUGCAUUGAAAGAAGCAGCGGAAAAUGGCAUAGUUUUAGAAAUGGGAUCAGGAAACUAUAUGCACGAAGCUUAUGUGCAACAAAUGUUUCAUUACCAAAUGAAAGUCCCAAUAAUUCUCUUCAAAGCCAUUUUUGAUGAUUUGAAAGAUAUUUAUAAUGCAAUCGAUCAUGAACACACUCAUUUUGACUAUCGCAAUGAUACUUAUACAAACAAAGUGAAAGCCGCGAUUGAUAAGGUAAUCGACGGAUAUACAAUCAAAUGUAAAGAUGGUGAAAGAGUAGACAAUGCUGAAUUACCCUGUCAUCAGUUGCUUACAAAAACUGGUCGAAAUUUUCUGUACAAUCUGUCACAAAAAUAUGUAAUAUUCCUGAAUACAUCUCCUUAUAAGAUGGAAGUGAAGAUUCAAGGAAGUGUUUUCAAUGUCGAAAGGGCUAAAACAGAAAUCAAGCAUUUCUUACGAGAAUGGUUGGAUGCAGACUUUAGUCACAUUUUGAUUCUACAGCCACCAGAUUAUCAACCAGGAACAUUGAAAACUCUUCUAGCUCAAAAUGGUUAUGAUCUUUAUUCACUGGAGAAGCAGUUCGGUCGUGGCUUACAUUUAGAUGCUAACAUUACUAGGCGCGAACUGUUAUUUAUUGGCAAGGAAGCCCAAUUCCAGGAGCUUUUAAAGAUGCUGCGUUCUAUUUCUGACAGUAUUCAGUCGAGUAAUUCCUCAGAGAGUUCUUUCAAUGAAAUUGGGGCACCGGUCUGUGUUGUUUGCCUUUGUACGGCAGAUUUGGAAAAUUACUGCUUAGAGGCAUGCGGCCAUUAUGCAUGUAAAUCGUGUUUAAAUAUGCAGCUGAAGGCAUCAAUUGAAGCACGUAACUUUCCAAUUGUUUGUGUUGCUUGUGAGAAACCAUUUACGUGGUCAGAUCUGGAAGUUCUUGUGCUUGGAGACUUAGAUCGCAACAAAGAUGAAGAUUCGGAGAAGUUGCAGUCAUUAUCAGAUGCAUCUCUGGCUUGUUUCGUUGAACGUCAUGGAGAUCUGUACAAGCACUGUAUAACUCCUGAUUGUCGAGGAUUACAUUGUGUCACAGCCGAUGCUGGUUUGGGUAAAUGUAGUUUGUGUGGUCGUGUACAGUGUACUAGAUGUGGAAAGGAGGAACAUGAAUCAAUAACAUGUGAGGAAUACGCAAGACUAAGAGUUGAUGCUGAUGAAUCGGUGAGAAAAUGGAUACAAGAGGAUCAAGCUAGGAGGCGAAUAUGUCCAAAUAUAAAUUGUCAAACUGUCAUUGAAAAGUUUGAAGGAUGCAAUCAUAUGCAAUGCUUGCGAUGCAAACAACAUUUUUGUUGGGUUUGCAUGUUUUCUGCUGCAGAAAGCAAUGAAAUUUAUGCUCAUAUGGAUGCGGUGCACGGUGGAUCAGGAGCUGAUAUGCAUGACUUGAUGGAUGAAAUGGGAAAUGAUGCGCUUAUUCGUGAAUUAAAUGAGAGACAGUAUCCGGCGCUAUUGUUAGAUGAAAGGUUCAACUUCGGCGAGGAGGCGGAAUUUUGGGUAAUGCCUGACGAAGAUAAUGAUGAUGAGGCGCAGGCACUGGUCCUGGAUGAUGAUCAAAAUUUCCAUUUUUUUUGA